UAAUGACUGAAUAAAAAGUAAUUUCUAUCUUUGAUUUUGGAAAUACCAGGAAUAAAUUUUGGUAAACAUGUGAUAAAUCUGUUUUGGAUGUAAACCCAUAUCAUUAUAUAUCAAGUCUCAAGCAUUUUUAGUUGAAUAAGAAUUUUUGACAGCAGGCAAAGUUAGUGUCAAACCCAUCUUCAUAGUACUUGGAUUGGAAUAUAUUUAUAAAGUAACUAUGGACAAAUUAUAAUGUGCACCCCUCCUCACUACUCAUUUGACUUAUAUUGAACCAGGCGCUGAUCAUUUCGUUUAAUUGAAUUCUGAUGAACAACUAUAUGGAUUCAGAUUGCAAUACUAAACUAAAACUUUGGAGAUUUUUUUAUCUGAUAGGUCUCUUUAUGAUUAAUGGAGAAUCCAUCUCAGAAAAACUUGUCUGCUUGAGAAUUUCCAUGAUGCUUACAUGGUUUCUAAAUUGAUUGGAAAGGGAAGUUUUGCAAAGGUAUAUCUCGCCACCAGAAAAGACAACAAUACAUAAUAUGCUAUUAAAGCAUUUAGCAAAUCUUUUAUGCAACAAUAACAUAAAGGAAUUGAAAGCCUUUUGAAUGAAAUGAAAGUGAUGAGGAAAUUAAGCCACCCAAAUAUUAUCAAAUUACAUGAAGUACAUGAAACAGCUAAUUCUGUUUAUUUUGUUGUUGAUAUUGUGGCAGGAGGAGAGCUUCUUUAAAGAGUAAGAGAAACAGGUAUUAGGAUAUUAAAAUUCUUUAGGAUUUUUACCUGCGGAAACAUUAUAAAGGUUGGCAUAUAACUUAUUAUCAGCAUUAAAUCAUAUUCAUCAGUUCAAUAUUGCUCACAGAGAUCUUAAACCUGAAAAUCUUUUACUUAAAUCUUAUGAAAACAAUCAUGAAAUUAUCUUAGCUGAUUUUGGAUUGGCAGCUUAAUUACAGGAUGAAAAUAUUUUAUUUAAAAGAUGUGGCACUCCUGGAUUCGUUGCUCCAGAAAUUUUAGAAUACACUGAUGGCCAAUAAUUUUAUGAUGAAAAAUGUGAUGUUUUUAGUGCUGGAAUAAUUUUGUAUCUAUUAAUUGUAAGUAAUUUUCUAAAUUAUAAUUUUAGACUGGAGGUUAACCAUUUACAGGUAAGGAUUAAAAGGCUAUUUUGAAAGCCAAUAAGGAUUGCAUAAUUGAUUUUGAUGAUUCCUUAUUUAAGUCUGCUCCGAUAUAAAUGCAGGAUUUGAUACGAUCCAUGUUGUUAAAGAAAUCAUAAGAUAGAUUGAGUUCAAGUGAGGUACGAAUUACAAUCAUUAAGUUAGUGCUUAAGACAUCCAUAUUUUAAGGAAUUAGCUAAAGAGCAUUAAGUAAAAUAGGAGAAAUUUUAAAAUAAUUUAAAUGACUAUAAUUAGUAAUACAAAAAUAAUAUGAAAAUGGGGUCAAUUGAUUUGAAUUUGGAAUAGAGAUAGCCAGUAUUUACAGGAAAUUUGAAUUCAAUUGAAUCCAUUUCAUGUGUGUCUAAUAAUUCAUUUGCCAAAAUAGAAAUGAAAGCUCCUUCUGUAGUUGGAGCAUCAAAAUUUAGUUAAUAUAGUUCUAAACUGAAUAGAUUGGGCUCAAGAGACAUAUCUGGUAAUUUAUUAACUUUAAUCAUAAGAUAUUCCAACAACAUAAUUAUAGAAAACAGAAUCAAAGAAACACAUUGAUUUACAUAGAAUUGCAAUUCAAAAUUCACACAGAAAAUAGUUUUAAGAUUAGUAUGAGGAUUAGCCUAUUUAAACAGAAGGAUCCGAAGUUAGCGAAAUGGCCAGAUUGUAUAAUUCAACAAGAUAAAUUCGUAUUCCUGAAAACUUGCCAUCCUUGUCUUAAUCUAGUAAAUAAGCAUCUACUCCGACUAAUAGAAACAAGAAGAUACCUUGA
This is a messenger RNA of Paramecium pentaurelia, 1884 nucleotides long. The record is from the annotation of a GenBank genome assembly. Lineage: Eukaryota; Ciliophora; Oligohymenophorea; Peniculida; Parameciidae.